This is a messenger RNA of Vitrella brassicaformis, 1950 nucleotides long. The record is from the annotation of a GenBank genome assembly. NCBI's taxonomy places the organism in Eukaryota, Vitrellaceae.
UCCACGAUGCUUAUCAUGCUGCCCAGACACCACAACCAGUCGCGGCGUCGCUGCACGAAGGUGAGGGCCGUCAGGUUGACGAGCCGUCUGCCAGCUGGAAGGCCUCCUCAGGCGUCAGGCUCUCCCAGAAGUGACGGUCGCCCUCGGUCGAAGAGUCGAUGGCGACGUGUGUCUGUUGGUGGAGGGCUGCCGUGUGGAUGAGGGAGGGGCUGCUCUGCGUGGCACCAAAGGAUGAUUGCUGCCCGAAGGCCGGACCGCCAAGCAUGCUGCCCCGAGCUGACAAUGACGGUCCACUGACUGAAGACGACGCCGCCACACCUGAUCGACCUACACACACAUGCAGGCAGUAGGAGAUUGAUCCAUCCAUCCAUCCAUGUGUGUGUUGUCCCUCAUGUCAGUCACCUGUGCCGCCAGUGAUGCUGCCGCCGAACAUGCCAGCCGUCCCAGUGGCAGCCCCGCCCUGGCCAAACAGACUCCCUCUGCCAGCGCCGCUGCUUGUCGACCUGACUUCGCCGAAGAGAGAGCCACCUCCCGACGCUGCCGCCCCACCAUGAAAGAGAUCGCAACCUCCUCCCGUGGAUGCCUUGCCGAAGUCGAAUGGGCCGCUGGCGGGUGUGGCUGUCGACUGUGAUGUGGUUGGCGCUUGGGCAGGCGCGAAGAUGCCGGCGAAGAGGGGCGCUGGGGCUGUGGUGGUAGUGGUGGGGCUGGUGGGGUUUGGACGGGCAGCACUCACGCGCUUGGCGCGGGACCGUGGUUUGUCCGCAGGUGUGGCUGCGCCCAUUGUAAACAGCGACGAGGGACGGCCGCCUGAUGACGCAGCUGCGGCAGCACUCGACAUGGCCCCCUCUCCCGUCGAUGUGCCGAUCAGAGAUGGUCCGCUAAACAGAGAGGGGAGCGAUGCCGCACCCGGCAGCGCCCCGUCGGCCGUGUCCUCCUUCGAUGCCGCCAUGGUCUCGCCCUUGAGGGGUCCAAAGGCGGCGCCCGCAAAGAGCGGACCGCCAGUGGUCGACGGCAGGGCGGAAGACGAUGCCAUGAGGGAGUCGGUGCUGCGAGGGGGAGGGAAGAUGGCCGACAGCUCGCGAGGGGUCAUAAGGCUGAACACUUUCCCCAGAAGGUCCUCGCUGAAGCGUUCAGGUGCCUGAGGCAGAGACAAGACCAAGGGAGAUAGACAUGAGAGUGGCUGACAUCGGUCGUGUGUCGUGUGUGGCCGUGUGUACCUUCUUGCUAACAUCCCACACCUGCACACACACCACACCACACACCAAAGCACCACAGACAAACAUCACAGAGUGCCAUCCAGGGAGCUUUCUGCUGACGUGUGUUUGCCUACCACGGGUGGCUGUGGGCUCGUCUGUGUGUCUGUGUUGGUCUGGUGCGGCACCACUCGUAUGAACUCCUCCCCCCUCCGGCCGACCUCCCUCAUGUAGAGCGCCGUCCCCUCGUGCAGAGUGCCCGCCUUCAUGUAGACUACAUGCGGGUCGACGCUAUAAAUUCUGGCGGUGACCCACACGUAGUCAUUGGUCGGAGCCCUCCUGGAGCUCGACAGCAACACAACACGGGUGCCCUCUUUGUAACGACUACUCGCAGACCGUCCCAUCACCUGAUGAAACGAAGACAAGCAAACGAAGAAAUGAUUGAAUCAUUGACGGUGGCACACGAUGAGUGUGUGUGUGCUGUGCCUUGACUCACCUCGGCCUGAUGCGCAGCACCGGCAGAUGAAGAUGAAGACGAAGCUGCCAUGGCGGCACUCAACCACGGCUGACGAGAAGAGCACACGUGUGUGUGUGUGUGUGUGUAUCGCUCUCGGCAUCUGUGUGCUGCUUGCCGGCGAGAUGUGUCGAGCAGAAUCCAAUGAGCGAUGGCUCUCUGUCAGCCGAGGCUUUUAUCGAGGAGGCCGACCUCCCCAGGGCACUCACGCCGACUCUGAGUGCUAAUCCGCUGUAAAACACG